Messenger RNA from Cornus florida, 2746 nucleotides. RefSeq names its product mechanosensitive ion channel protein 3, chloroplastic-like. Bases 362 to 2488 code for a protein of 708 amino acids. Lineage: Eukaryota; Viridiplantae; Streptophyta; Magnoliopsida; Cornales; Cornaceae. Gene Ontology annotation, cellular component: membrane. Gene Ontology annotation, biological process: transmembrane transport. The record is from RefSeq and is a predicted model, not a curated record. The transcript is spliced from 15 exons.
AUUUUAAUGCUCUAGUUAUUGAGCAUUUGUAAAUUUAAUGUUCAAAUAUGCUUAAUAGUUAGGCACGUUGAAACUGGGGUUUUAUUUUGAUCUGUAAUUUCUACAUCUAGGGUUUGAUUUUGCUUUCUGAGAAAAGGAAAGAAAAAAGAACAGAAAGAAAAGAAAAUAAUUCUGAAUAUAUAUAGGCAAAUGCGUUAUUUAGAAACAACUGAAGACUCAGAUUGAAACCUUUAAAUUUGCCUAUGCUUUCACGGGCGCGCUUGCCAUUGAUUGGUAUAGGCAAGUAUACUUUGGGUCCAAGGAUAAACUGCUUUUAUGCGCAUUAUGAUAUUUUGCCCCUAGUGUAUCUCAACCUUUGUCGAUGAUGUCUAUUGCUGGUUCAUUGCUAUUGUCUUGCAAACUAGGAAUUUACAAUAAAUACAGUCACAGGAAUGAACCUAAGGGUAUGAUAGGAAAGGGCUGCUUACAUAUGUUCGACAUCAACCUUUCAUCACAUGCUGCGCAGCAGGAUCAUUGGAGUCUCCAUCUUUUAGACAGUGUGCACGGGCCAUUAAGUCCUUUAUAUUCUAGAUGUAAUGUUUUCCAGUGCCACUCCUUUCUAAAACCAAGUGGAGGAAAUGAUUUUCCUGUUCUAGAAACUGCCGCCAUGGUGAUGAAGAGGUCAUACAAUGCUUUAGAAGGAAGCUCUGUUAUAAUUCAGUUGGUUCGAGCAAUUGGUAUCAUUGCUUUUGCCAUGUGGGGUCUUGGGCCGCUAAUGAGACAGUGCAGGAUUCUUUUCCUCCAUGAGAGUGACAGUAGUUGGGAAAAGAGUACGACAUCUUAUCUUCAGCCUUGGCUGCUAUGGAUUGGAACACAACUUAUCUGCAGGACAUUGGAUCCGGUUAUUUUACCUUCAGAAGCAAGCCAUGUUGUCAAGCAACGUUUUCUGAAUUUUGUACGAUCAGUAUCUACAGUGCUUGCCUGUGCCUACAGUUUAUCAAGAUUGGUUCAACAAUCACAAAAGUUCUUUUUGGAGACAAAUGAUUCUAGUGAUGCAAGAAAUAUGGGCUUCCAAUUAGCUGGGAAUGCCAUUUAUACUGCAGUGUGGAUUGGUGCUAUUUCAUUGUUCAUGGAGUUGCUGGGUUUUUCUACCCUGAAGUAUCUGACUGCUGGGGGUCUUGGCACAGUGUUGCUCACCCUUGCUGGUCGUGAGAUUUUCACAAAUUUCCUUUCAAGUAUAAUGAUCCAUGCAACUCGACCGUUUGUUCCAAAUGAAUGGAUCCAGACGAAAAUUGACGGCUACGAAGUUUCUGGUACAGUAGAGUGCGUGGGUUGGUGGUCGCCAACAGUUAUAAGAGGUGAUGAUCGUGAAGCAGUUUACAUUCCGAACCACAAGUUCUCAGUGAAUGUGGUGAGGAAUCUUAGCCAGAAGACUCAUUGGCGCAUCAAAACCCACCUUGCCAUCAGUCACCUAGAUGUCAAUAAGAUCAAUAAUAUUGUAGCAGAUAUGCGCAAAGUUUUGGCCAAAAAUCCUCAAGUGGAGCAGCAAAAGUUGCAUAGAAGAGUAUUUCUUGAUAACAUCGAUCCGAAGAGUCAGGCUCUUUUAAUUUUGGUGUCUUGUUUUGUGAAAACCUCACAUUUUGAGGAGUACCUUUGUGUCAAGGAAGCAGUAUUGUUGGAUCUUCUCAGAGUUAUUAGCCACCACCGGGCUCGGCUUGCCACACCCAUCCGCACAUUUCAGAAAACAUACAGUGACGCUGACAUGGACAGUGUACCCUUUGCGGACACCAUAUUCACUCAUUCCAAAGCAGCUGUUAACCGCCCACUCCUGCUGAUUGAGCCCUCCUAUAAAAUCAAUGGUGAGGAUAAGAGUAAGUUUUCGACUCGCUCAGUAUGUUUAAAUGAAGGAACAGAUGCCAAGGUUGAAGCAGCCUCGACAUCUGACACCAAGGCAGAAAACAGGGCUGGCUCAACAUCAAUUCUUGGUGAUACCAAAGCAGAUGCUAAGGUGGCAUCAGAUUCAAGCUCUAUUGCCAGCUCAAACCCAAAGGUUUCAUCAAUGUCAACAUCAGACAUCAAAACCCCGAGUAUGGAGUCCGUCAGUUCAGUCCAAAGCAACCCUGAAAAGCAGCAGAUGGCGGCGGCAAUUGGGGAAGACACAUUGGGGAAAACAACAGGAGUGAAAUCAGAAGACGACACCACGAUUGGAGUUUCUUUUGAGAAGUCACUUCUAACUCCCGCAGAAUCUUCCAGUGAUAAUACAGACAAUCCUUCACGCACUUCGCAGGCAAAGCAAGACGGUGAAAGGCCUGCUGCGUCACCAUCCAUAGCUAGGCCUGCGUUGGAAGAUAAUAUUGUUCUUGGUGUUGCUUUAGAAGGGUCAAAACUAACACUUCCGAUUGAGGAAGAACUAGCUCCAUCUCCUACCCAUGCAGAGCCAAAGGAAUUGGCUGCCUCCAGGAAUAGAAAUGGCUCUGCUCCCGUUGGCAACGACAAGAAAGAAGAUUAAACUCCUGCAGGUCGUAGUAGCAAACCUAGUGACUAGCAAAUCUAGAAAGGUAAUGAAUGUUUGUGAUGUACAGUUAGGCCUUUUCUAGUUUAACUGUGCACAGAUGCAAGAAGCUGUGUUUUUUAAGGCUGGCAUUGGUGCAGUUUGUAUUUUCCUCAUUAAGAACCCAUGAUUGCAAGGGAUUGUUGAAUUUCAAAAUUUGUAGGCCAAUGAAAAAUUGGCAAUUUAAUUGGAAAGAUGGUUCAUGUUUCAUUUCAA